AUGUUUCUCACAUUUGAAUCUUCUCAAGCCAACAAGACCGGUCUCCGUAACCCAAAGAAGCAAAUCAGUCCCACGUCAAUAACAACAAGACGAAGCGAGCGACUCAACAGACGCCGCACCACGCCACGAGCGUGCACAUCAUGUCGUCAACGGAAAAUAAGAUGCGACGGCGAAAAGCCCUGUGAAGCUUGUCGGUGGUACAAAAAGGCCGAAUUAUGUUCUUAUCCCGAACGGGAACGGGGGAUGGGGAGAGAAAGGAAUAGUCAAGAAGAGCCGGCACACUCAUCAUCCGACUAUCGAAAAGCAUUGGAGAGGUUAUUUCCGGAAACUGCGCCGGAGAAUAUUGUUCAUUUAUCAAGGGAGAAAUUGCUGGGCUUGAUAUCAAAGAGUUCAGCUGCAGGAUCGCAGCAUCAUGAUUCAAUGACAAUUGCUACUUCAGCAUCUGUAGAGACACGCCAUUCAACAUUGUCGAUUGAAAGGCCAGCUGGGCUGGAGUCUCUACAUUCUAUACCGGGGGAACAGCAGAAACGAAUCCACCUUGACGAUGAAACGCAAUGUAUCGACGGUUCUGAAGAGGAGUCUAUUGAACAUAUAUCCGACGACGUCAAUGCAUUAUCUCUACCGGCUCGAAAUCUCACUUCGUACCUGGGUGUAUCGUCGAUUCAAGCUGCUUUGAAAGUCAUUGCGUGGCUCCAUCCAGAAUUGGACUCGCAUCUUUCGCGCCUCUCUUCCAAAGACCAGCGUCGUCAGCAUCAUCGUCAUCAAGAACAACCCGGCGUCUUACCUACAGAAGAGCAAAUGCUAGAUGCCUACUUUACCAAUUUCCAGUCCUUUGCACCACUCAUAGAUGAAGACACCAUUCGCUCGACAUUUCUGUCCAACCGCCGAAAGGACGACAAAUGGUUAGCGUUACUCAACAUCAUCUUCGCAUUGGGCAGCAUCACAGCUGCAGGUGUGGAUAACCACAACCAUCGAACAUACUACGAACGCUCAAAAAGCUAUUUGAACAUCAACACGCUGGGUAAUCCCAGUCUCGAAGUCGUUCAAACCCUAGGGCUUAUGGGUGGCUGGUAUUGUCACUACAUCAGCCAGCCGAAUCUUGCAUAUGCGCUCAUGGGUGCAUCGUUGCGGAUGGCGGUUACUCUGGGUCUGCAACGGGAACCCCCUUUGGAUAGAAACCUGCCUGUGAUUGGAACCGGGUAUCAGGAAUUUAAGCGUCGGGUUUGGUGGUCUCUUUGUUGUCUAGAGACGUGGGGUCAUGAAACGCUUGGUAGACCGAGUAUGGAUUUCUUUAGUCCAAGCAUUACGGUCAAUCUGCCUCGGGUGCUUGAUAAGGAAAACUACAUCAAAAUCCUCCCCCUAAUCGAAAACGUGCACUUCAUACGCCUCGCUUCUAAAAUCCAAGACUCGCUCGCCGCACUACCAACCAAAACAUACUCGGAAAUGCUAACCCUAGACUCUCAACUCGUAGCAUGGUGGAACAAUCUCCCUCCCGUCCUGAAGGAUUGCUCGCCUUGCCCAGAGUCCAUCUGGCCGGUACGAACAGUUAUGCGUUGGCGAUUCUAUAAUCAGCGUAUCCUCCUCUAUCGUCCCUCGUUACUCAACUAUGCCAUGCGACAGAUCCCGUUUGUGGCAGUGAGAGAUGAGGAGAGAGUGGUGGUUCAACGGUGUUGUGAGAUUGCCAAGAUGGCGAUUGAGGAUAUUUCGGGUACGACGACUUCGACGAUCGGGAUGAAUCAGAUGAUUGCGUGGAAUGCGGUUUGGUUAGUUUUUCAGGCUACUAUGGUUCCGUUGAUUUUCUUGUCUACUUGUUCUACCGCUGCUGCUGCGACACAAGAUGAUGGGGAGGUUGAAAGUUGUAAAGUGCAGGUUCAGACUGCUAUAUCAACUCUGGAUCGUAUGAGGGUGUAUGGACAUACAGCCGAGAGAUCCCUGGAAAUGAUUUCGGCUAUUCUGGAUACUGUUUUGGGUAUUUCUACUGUGAGAGCCUAUAAUUCAGCAGGUCUCAAUGAAAACAUCGAAUCUCAGAACUUGCCUCCUAUGACGGAGCAUCAACCGAUUACUCGAGAUCGAGUUCUGGAUUGGACUGCUGCUGCUACCACUUCAUCGUCAUUCGACAAUUUCUCCUCUCAGCAUAUGUGGGAGUAUCUAAGCUGGGGUGAAAGCAAUGAUCUUUGGCCGGAGUUGUACACCAAUCUCGAUCCUCAGGAUAGUCAGAUUGAGGGUGCGGAUUUCUUCAAUUCUAACUAGUGUAUACUUUUGCUUACAAACAGACUAUUGACCCAAAUACCGAUACUUCAACGGAGCAGAACUCUCAUCAAGUCCCGUAACUAUAACCACCUGCUCAUCACCGGGAACAAUAUCCAUAGCACUAUCACUAAGCCGCACGUUAUCCCUCUCUUCAAAUACAAGACAUUUCACGGGCCUUUGUGCGCUGAUUUUGAGGAUCUGUUGCUUCUCUCCGGUUGAUGAUGUUCUUGUUUCUGGUUUUACUUCCAGUCCACGGUCUGAGAAAUCGAGGUAU
Molecule: messenger RNA, 2524 nt
Organism: Talaromyces stipitatus ATCC 10500
Lineage: Eukaryota; Fungi; Ascomycota; Eurotiomycetes; Eurotiales; Trichocomaceae
Product: C6 transcription factor, putative
Exons: 3
Coding region: 1-2250 (749 amino acids)
Biological process (GO): DNA-templated transcription; positive regulation of transcription from RNA polymerase II promoter by galactose
Cellular component (GO): nucleus
Molecular function (GO): zinc ion binding; DNA-binding transcription factor activity, RNA polymerase II-specific; RNA polymerase II cis-regulatory region sequence-specific DNA binding
Source: RefSeq, a predicted model, not a curated record